UCGUGCGUGUGCAUUCGGUGUAUUUAUAAAUCCGAUCCGGAUUUAGUCGAAUUAUUAUUGACGAUGGCGUCUUCAAGUGAACACAAGUUCAGAGUGGAGAAAAACGAAAUAGUAGGAAGGUACGCGGUGGCACAUGUGGUGCUAAAUCCUGGCGAUGUUAUCUUCGAAGAAACUCCUUUCGCUCACGGCCCAAAGCCCGAUCACCCUCCUAUGUGCUUGGGAUGUUACUUCCCUGUGGAUUGUAGCUACUUAUGCUCGAAGUGUAAAUGGCCUUUGUGUGGUGCGGAAUGCGAGCAAGUUGCAGCUCACAGGGAUGCAGAGUGUAGGGUGAUGGAAGCGGCCGGCGUUGGUUUCCAACCUGUGAAUGAUUGCAGUCAGAUUUGCCUGCAAUUCGAAUGCAUCACACCUCUGAGAGUUUUAUUGGCUAAAGAAGCGGAUGCUGAGCGGUGGGAACGCGAAGUCUCUCUGAUGGAGUCGCACGACGAAAAGAGGAGAGGUUUGCCAGUUUGGGGCUUCAACCAGCGGAAUGUCGUGGAUUACCUGAGAGGACCGUGUAAAUUGGAUCGGUUUUCGGAAGAGCUCAUCCAUAAAGUUUGCGGAAUACUUGAGGUGAACGCGUUCGAGGCUCAUCCCACGAAUGGCGGUUAUUCUAUACGUUGUCUUUACCCGAAAUUGGCGAUACUUUCGCACAACUGUGUAUCCAAUAUAAGUCACUCGAUUCGGGGCGGCGAUUUUGGUGUUGUCACGAGGGCUUCUGUGAAGGUUGCAGAAGGUGGAGAAUUGUUCUCGAGCUACACUUACGCUUUGAAUCCGACUUUAGUGCGCAAGAAGCAUCUGAGAGAGAGCAAAUACUUUGAUUGUGCUUGUUCCAGGUGCAAAGAUCCUACUGAGUUGGGUACGCACAUGGGUACAUUGAAAUGUUCCAAGUGCGACAACGGAGUUAUCAUUUCAGAGAGUCCGCUUGAUUUUGAUGCGAGAUGGAAAUGCACUCAUUGCGAAUUCAGCACAAGCGCUGCAGCUGUGAUGCGCGUGUACGAAGCAAUACAAGCAGAUCUGGACAACGUCGAUGAAGGCGUGGAGGAUGCGAGCCAAGCGAUUGAAGCGAGAGAAACACUGUACAAGAAGUAUAGGAGCGUUUUGCAUCCGCGCAACACUUUCCACACUAUCCUAAGACUCUCUCUGGCUCAGAUGUACGGAAAAGUAGAAGGUUAUCAGCUGGAAGAGCUUCCGGAUCUGCUUCUGGAGAGAAAGGUGGAGCUCUGCAAGGAGCUACUACAGAAUUUAGACGUGAUCGAGCCCGGCUUCACCAGGCUAAGAGGGACAAUUCUCUACGAACUGCACGCACCUCUCAUUCUUCUAGCCAGGAACUUAUACAGAACGCAUAGCAUCUCGAAGGAGGUACUUAGGUGCAAGCUUCUCGAGGCAAUCGAGCUGUUGAAUGUUUCGUCGCGGAUUUUGUUGUUGGAGCCGGAGACUUCUGUAGAAUAUUCUCUGGGGAAGGGAGCAGCAAUGGCUAAGCAGCAGUUGGAGCAAAAUUUGGAUGAAUUAGUCGACGCAGAAUUGUAAACGGGAUAAACGAAAAACUUUAUUCAAAAAAUUAACAAUCUUUGGCAUUCUGUUAUUGCACACGUGGCAAGUGAAAUUAACAAUCAAU
Nicrophorus vespilloides is the source of this 1654-nucleotide messenger RNA. Its product is annotated as protein msta-like. The record is from RefSeq and is a predicted model, not a curated record. The coding region runs from base 64 to 1566 and encodes 500 amino acids. Lineage: Eukaryota; Metazoa; Arthropoda; Insecta; Coleoptera; Silphidae. The transcript has 3 exons.